Molecule: messenger RNA, 767 nt
Organism: Vanrija pseudolonga
Lineage: Eukaryota; Fungi; Basidiomycota; Tremellomycetes; Trichosporonales; Trichosporonaceae
Gene: VAMP713
Product: Vesicle-associated membrane protein
Exons: 7
Coding region: 29-673 (214 amino acids)
Biological process (GO): vesicle-mediated transport
Cellular component (GO): membrane
Source: RefSeq, a predicted model, not a curated record
GCCCACUCACUCUCCACCUCACGCAGCAAUGUCCCUCCUCCACGCCCUCGUCGCGCGCGGGACCACCGUCCUCGCAGAGCACACUACGAGCGACACGGUCCUCAAGCCUGCCGCCAAGAUCACGAUCCUCUCCAAGAUCCCGCCCAACAACUCCAAGCUCACUUACGUGUGGCAGGACCGCCUGAUCCACUAUGUGUCCUCUGACGGCGUCAUCUAUCUCGUCAUGGCCGACGACAGUGUCGGCAGGCGCAUGCCCUUUGCCUUCCUGGCCGAUCUGGAGCGGCGCUUUACGGCGCAGUACACACCCGACACGAUCGUAGCCGCUGGCGACCACGCGCUCGGCGAGUUUGAGGGCGAACUGGCCAAGCUCAUGCACCAAUACUCGACGGCGCCCCCCGCCGACCCCCUCAAGCAGGCGCAGAACGACCUCAACAAUGUCAAGGACAUCAUGGUCCAGAACAUCGACUCGAUCCUGCAGCGCGGAGAGCGCCUCGACUUGCUCGUCGACAAGACGGACACGCUCGCCGGCCAGGCUUAUGCCUUCCGCCGAGGCGCGCGCAGCGUCCGUCGCCAGCAGUGGUGGAAGAACACACGUAUCACGAUUCUGACCGGCUUCGUCGUCUUCCUUAUCCUCUUCUUCCUCAUUGCCCAGGUCUGGCCUAGUGGCAAGUAGGCUCUUGCCCUACACUUCUUCCUGUAUAGACGCCCGGAUGCAUCUGUUGUACCCUCUGCCGCUGGCCAUGCCACUCCUUAUCCUUCCCCUUGAC